Messenger RNA from Pogoniulus pusillus (Red-fronted tinkerbird), 4719 nucleotides. RefSeq names its product mannose receptor C type 2 (gene MRC2). Lineage: Eukaryota; Metazoa; Chordata; Aves; Piciformes; Lybiidae. The transcript has 30 exons. The coding region runs from base 319 to 4713 and encodes 1464 amino acids. The record is from RefSeq and is a predicted model, not a curated record. Gene Ontology annotation, molecular function: signaling receptor activity.
GUUGGUUUAAGGUUUUAUAGCCUUUUAUAGCCAGCUCUUGGAUAUGGGAUACAGCUACCUGGGAUACUCCUCACACUGUGCUCCUCAGAGAGCCCCCGGGGAGCUGGAGCACUGCAGCAGCCCCCCAUGGCUGGAAGAACGAGGCUGCUCUGCAGGCAGUGGGGGUGGAAGGUGCAAGAAGUCUAACCUUGGCAUCCCCCAGCCACAGGUGAGGCAGGAGCUGCACAGCUCUCUGCUGCAGGGAUGGAUGGAGGAUUCUGCAGGGCUGGCUCGGCAGUGCUGUGCUGGCAUGGAAUAACCUGAGACACUGUGCCUGGGAUGGAAGAAGUUUGGAGGAGGCCUGGGGGGGGACCUGGAUCUCUACAACUACCUGAAAAGAGCUUGGAGCCAGACCCCAAAGCCUUCCUCAUCUACAACACAGCUGCCCAGGGCUGCCUGGAGACGAAGGACUCUCUGGUGAGGCUCACCAAGGGCUGCAACGCCAGCGCCGCGGCCCAGCAGUGGAAAUGGGUCUCCCGGAACCGCCUCUUCAACGUGGGGGCCAUGCAGUGCCUGGGGGUGUCGUGGCACGGGGCCAACGCCACGGCAGGGCUGCACCCCUUGGCCACCUACGAGUGCGACCGCGAGUCCGUCAACAUGCGCUGGAGCUGCCGCGGGCUCGGCGAGCAGCUGGCUCAGCACCUCGGUGCCCGCCCAGCCAACGCCUCCCUGGACAGGGGCGACCAGGCGCGGGCAUCCCAGUGGAGGACCUACGGCACCGAGGAGGAUCUGUGCUCCGUGCCCUACUCUGAGAUUUACACCAUCCAGGGCAACUCCCACGGGAAGCCCUGCACCAUCCCCUUCAAGUACGACAACCAAUGGUUCCAUGAGUGCACCAGCACGGGGCGGGAGGAUGGGCACCUCUGGUGUGCCACCACCCAGGACUACGGCAAGGACGAGCGCUGGGGCUUCUGCCCCAUAAAGAGCAAUGACUGUGAGACCUUCUGGGACAAGGACCACCUCACCAACAGCUGCUACCAGUUCAACUUCCAGUCGACGCUGUCGUGGCGGGAGGCCUGGAACAGCUGCGAGCAGCAAGGAGCCAACCUGCUGAGCAUCACCGAGAUCCAUGAGCAGACCUACAUCAAUGGGCUGCUGACAGGGUACAGCUCCACACUCUGGAUUGGGCUGAACGACCUGGACAUCAAUGGAGGCUGGCAGUGGUCAGACAACUCGCCCCUCAAGUACCUCAACUGGGAGAGUGACCAGCCUGACAACCCCAGCGAGGAGAACUGUGGGGUGAUCCGCACCGAGUCGUCGGGCAGGUGGCAGAACCGCGACUGCGGCAUCGCCCUGCCCUACGUCUGCAAGAAGAAGCCCAAUGCCACCACAGACCCCUUCCUGACGGACUCGUGGUCAGAGGUGAAGGUGGACUGUGAGCCCAGCUGGCAGCCCUUCCAGUCCAACUGCUACCGGCUGGUGGGGGAGAAGAAGACCUGGCAGGAGGCGAAGAAGACCUGCCUGCGGAGCGGGGGGGACCUGGUCAGCAUCCACACCCUCUCCGAGCUGGAGUUUGUCACCAAGCAGAUCAAGCAAGAUGUGGAGGAGCUCUGGAUUGGCCUAAAUGACCUCAAGCUGCAGAUGAACUUCGAGUGGUCAGAUGGGACACCAGUGAGGUUCACCUACUGGCACCCCUUUGAACCCAACAACUUCCGUGACAGCCUGGAGGACUGUGUGACCAUCUGGGGACCGGAGGGGAGGUGGAAUGACAGCCCCUGCAACCAGAGCCUGCCCUCCAUCUGCAAAAAGCCAGGUCGGGUGAGCCAGGAGAAGGAGGAGGACAACCAUGGCUGCCGAAAGGGCUGGAAGUGGCACAGCCCCUCCUGCUUCUGGCUGGGCGAGGACCGCGUCCCCUACAGCGACGCCCGCAAGACCUGCUCCGACUCUGGCGCCACCCUGGUCACCAUCACCAGCAGGUUCGAGCAGGUGUACGUCAGCAGCCUCAUCUUCGGCUGGGAGGGGGAGUUCUUCUGGACAGCUCUGCAGGACAUCAACGAGACAGGGCAGUUCCGCUGGCUGAGCGGGGACCAGGCCAGGUACACCCACUGGAACCGCAACCAGCCCGGUUACAACAAGGGUGGCUGCGUGGCCCUGGCCACCGGCAGCUCCACGGGGCUGUGGGAGGUGAAGAACUGCAGCACCUUCAAGGCCAAGUACAUCUGCCAGCAGAACCUGGGCACCUCGCUCAGCCCCGAGCUGCCUGGGCCCUACCCCACACCCAGCCUCACCGCUGCCUGCCCGCUGGGAUGGAGCUCUGACUCUAAGCUUCGUCACUGCUACAAGGUGUUCAGCUUUGAGAAGCUGCAGGAGAAGAGGAGCUGGGUUGCGGCGCAGGAGUUCUGCCGGGAGCUGGGGGCCCAGCUGCUCAGCCUGGCCAGCUACGAGGAGGAGCACUUCAUUGCCAACACUCUCAACAAGAUCUUUGGGGAGUCAGAGCCAGAGCUCCACGAGCAGCACUGGUUCUGGAUUGGCCUGAACCGGCGGGACCCAGCAGGGGACAGGAGCUGGAAGUGGAGCGAUGGGCUGGGGUUUUUCUACCACAACUUUGACCGCAGUAACUACGAUGACGAUGACAUCCGGACCUGCGCGGUGCUGGACCUGGCCUCCCUGCAGUGGGUGCCCAUGCAGUGCGAAGCCCAGCUGGACUGGAUCUGCAAACUGCCCAAAGGUGCCGAUGUGAAGGAGCCAGAGAUCACCUCCCAAGGCAGCAAAGAGUGGGUGAGGUUCCAAGAGGCCGAGUACAGGUUUUCAGAGCACCACUCAACGUGGGUGCAGGCUCAUCGCAUCUGCAACUGGAACCAGGCGAAGCUGGCGUCCGUGCACAGCGAGGCCGAGCUGAGCUUCCUGGGCCAGAACCUCAAGAAGUUCUCCAGGGGCCAGGAGCAGCACUGGUGGAUCGGGCUGCACACCUUCGAGAACGAUGGCAGGUUCAAGUGGUCUGAUGGCUCCGUCCUCAACUUUGUCUCCUGGGCACCAGGCAAGCCCUGGCCCACCACCAGGGACAGCAAAUGUGUCUACAUGACGGCCAGCCGAGAGGACUGGGGGGACCAGAAGUGCAUGACAGACCUGCCCUACAUCUGCAAGCGGAGCAAUGGCACAGCCGCGAAGCCUUCCCUGCCACCACCGCCCGCUCCCGCCAGCGGGGGCUGUCCCCACGGGUGGCUUCCCUUCCUCGGCAAGUGUUUCAGCUUUCAUGGGCACGACAAGGCCGAGACGGUGAGGUGGCCAGAGGCCAAACAGGCAUGUGAGAGCCAGGGAGCUGUCCUGGCCACCAUCGCCAGUCCCCUGGAGCAGGCUUUCAUCACAUCCAUGCUGCCCAACAUCUCCUUUGACCUCUGGAUUGGCCUCCAUGAUGCCCAGAGGGAGUUCCAGUGGGUGGAGGGUGAGCCACUGCGGUACACGAGCUGGGCACCUGGCGAGCCCUCAGGCUGCAGUGCCUCCAGCCCCCGCGACAAGCCGACCAACUGUGUGGUGGUGUGGCAUGGCUCACCCCCCCACUUCACGGGCCACUGGGACGACCGGAGCUGCCUGGAGGAGAAGCAUGGCUACAUCUGCCAGCGGAGCCUAGACCCAUCCCUGAGCCCCACGCAGACGCCGUACCCGCCCUCGCCCACUGGCACCCUCUUUUACCACAACAGCACCUACCGCAUCCUGCAGAAGCCCCUCAGGUGGCACGAGGCCCUGCUGCUCUGCGAGACCCUCAAUGCCACCCUGGCCACCAUCCCCGACCCCUACAGCCAGGCCUUCCUCACCCAGGCCGUCAGCAGCCUGCAGGCUCCGCUCUGGAUUGGGUUGGCCAACGACAAGGGCAGCCGGAGCUACUCGUGGCUGGCAGAGGAGAACCUCUUCUACACCAACUGGCAGGAGAGGGAGCCCCAGCAGAUCACUGGCUGCACCUACAUGGAUGCGGAUGGGAGCUGGCGCACGGCUGGCUGCGACACCAAGCUGCAGGGGGGCAUCUGCCAGCUCCGAGCAGAUGCCCCCCGCACGCACAAGUGGAGCUACAGUGGCAGCUGUCCCAAGUCGCUGGAGGACUCAUCCUGGAUCCCCUUCCGGGACCACUGCUACACCUUCCACAUGGAGAUCACCUUAGGGCAGAAGGAUGCCAUGAGGAGAUGCCAGAAAGUUGGUGGUACAGUGUUGUCCAUCCAGGAUGAGAUGGAGAACAUCUUCGUGUGGGAGCAUCUCCAGGCGUAUGAAGGCCCAUCCAAGGGUGCCUGGCUGGGCAUGACCUUCAACCCCAAAGGUGGCACCUUGGUGUGGCAUGACAACACUGCUGUGAACUACUCCAACUGGGGCCAGCACGACACGGGGCCCAGCAUGCUCAGCCAGAACAGCUGCUACUGGAUCCAGAGCAGCAAUGGCGUGUGGCGCCUGGGCUCCUGCACCAACGUCACCAUGGGGGUCAUCUGCAAGAUGCCCCGAGUGGAGGAGAGCAGCUUUUCCAGGGCAGCGCUGCCCGAGAACACGACGGCCAUCGCGGUGGUGGUGCUGGCGGCCCUGGCGCUGUGUGCCAUGCUGGCCGUCGCCAUCUACCUGUACCGGCGGCGGCGCAGCGCCGAGCGCGGAGCCUUCGAGAGCGCUCGCUACAGCCGCACCACCUCCAGCCCCGGCGAGGCGGCCGAGAAGAACAUCCUGGUGUCCGACAUGGAGAUGAACGAGCAGCAGGACUAACGGCAG